AUGAAUCUUUCAUCUCUUCCUUCUCUCUUCCGCUCCUCAAUCACAACACUCCUCCACUACAGCCGUCAAAAAGACCUCCGACACGGCAAAGCUGUCCACGCCCACAUCACCAAAACCGGGUCCUCUUCUUCCCUCCACGUCUCCAACACCCUCGUCAGCUUCUACCUCAAAUGCGGAGACUUCCCCACCGCACAUCUCAUCUUCGAGGCCACGCCCAACAAGGACGUUGUCUCAUUCAACAACCUCAUCAAUGCCUGCUCUCAUCACCACCAACACUCUUCUCUUGUGAUGCGCCUCUUUCGACGAAUGAGGGCGGAAAACACCUCCCCCAACUCCCACACUUUCGCCGGAGUCUUCACCGCUGCCUCGUCUGAAGCGUCUGAUGUUUUAGGUGGACGGCAUGUGCAUGCUGUUGUGAUCAAAGAUGUGAGAUCUUUCGACGUCUUUGUUGGGAGUUGUUUGGUUAACAUGUACUGUAAAAUGGGGCUUGUGGGUGAUGCACGUAAGGUGUUUGAUAGAAUGUCUGAGAGGAAUUCCGUUUCGUGGGCUACUAUGAUUUCGGGGUACGCAAUGCAGCGCAUGGCUGGCGAGGCGGUGGAGGUUUUCAGGUUGAUGAGGAGGAGUGAGGAGAAUGAGGGGGAGAAUGAGUUUGUUUUGACUAGUGUUGUGAGUGCGUUGGCUGUUCGUGAGUUUGUUGAUACGGGGAAGCAGAUUCAUUGUGUUGCGGUGAAAAAUGGGCUGAUGAGUUUUGUGUCUGUUGGGAAUGCGCUUGUUACAAUGUAUGGGAAAUGUGGGAGUUUGGAUGAUGCGCUUAGGACUUUUGAGCUGUCUGGUGAUAAGAAUUCGAUCACUUGGUCUGCUAUGAUAUGUGGUUUUGGGCAGAGUGGGGACUCCCAUAAGGCUUUGGACUUGUUUAGAGACAUGCAUUUUUCUGGGAUAAUGCCGAGCCAGUAUACGUUUGUUGGGGUCAUCAAUGCUUGUGGUGACAUUGGUGCUCUUAGAGAAGGACAACAAGUGCAUAGUUUUUUGUUGAAGAUGGGAUUUGAAGGGCAGGUAUACAUAAUGUCUGCUUUGGUUGACAUGUAUGCAAAAUGUGGUAGAGUUGCUGAUGCUCGUAAUGGGUUUGAGUAUAUAAAAGAACCCGAUGUUGUUCUAUGGACUUCUAUGAUUGGAGGGUAUGUACAAAACGGGGAGUAUGAAGCUGCUUUGGGUUUGUAUUGCAGAAUGCAUAAGGAGGGAAUCAUGCCUAAUAAACUUACCAUGGCCAGUGUUUUGAAAGCAUGCUCGAACCUGAGUUCUUUUGAACAAGGAAAGCAAAUUCAUGCCCGUACAAUCAAGUAUGGAUUCAGUCUUGAAGUUCCAAUUGGAAGUGCUCUUUCCACCAUGUAUGCAAAGUGUGGGAAUUUAGAAGAUGGGAAUCUUGUAUUUAGGAGGAUGCCAGUGAGGGAUGUAGUCGCUUGGAAUGGAAUAAUCUCUGGCCUUUCUCAAAAUGGGCGAGGGACAGAGGCCUUAGAUCUCUUUGAGGAGAUGCGAUUGGGGGAAACGAAGCCAGAUUACGUUACAUUUGUGAAUGUGCUCUCCGCUUGCAGCCAUAUGGGAUUCGUUGAGAGAGGAUGGAUUUAUUUCAAGAUGAUGUAUGAUGAAUUUGGCAUAGCCCCAAGAGUGGAGCAUUAUGCUUGCAUGGUUGAUGUUCUGAGCCGCGCUGGGAGGUUAGAUGAAGCCAAACACUUUAUAGAGUCAGCAACUAUUGAUCAUGGGAUUUAUUUAUGGCGUAUUUUAUUAAGUGCUUGUCGUAACUAUCGGAAUUAUGAAUUGGGAGCUUAUGCCGGAGAGAAGCUUAUUGAGUUAGGAACAUCGGAAUCAUCUACAUAUGUGUUGUUGGCAAGCAUAUAUACUUCUUUGGGCAGGCGGGAAGAUGUAGAGCAGGUAAGGAGGAUGAUGAAUCUUCGUGGGGUGAGUAAGGAGCCUGGGUGCAGCUGGAUUGAGUUGAAGAGUCAGGUUCAUGUGUUUGUUGUUCAUGAUGAGAUGCAUCCACAUAUUGAAAACAUAUAUGCUGAGAUCCGAAGGUUAAUAAAGCAUAUGAAGGAUGAAGGUUACCAACCUUCUAGUAUCACCUUUUGA
Molecule: messenger RNA, 2121 nt
Organism: Fragaria vesca subsp. vesca
Lineage: Eukaryota; Viridiplantae; Streptophyta; Magnoliopsida; Rosales; Rosaceae
Product: pentatricopeptide repeat-containing protein At2g33680-like
Exons: 1
Coding region: 1-2121 (706 amino acids)
Biological process (GO): RNA modification
Molecular function (GO): protein binding; RNA binding
Source: RefSeq, a predicted model, not a curated record